AUGCCAGUAUCGAUGAAACAAUUUUCCACAUCUUCAUUAAAGGGGGACUUGUUUAAGUACCAAAAAGACUUACCUAGAUUACCAGUCCCAGGAUUGCAGGAAACAGCAAAUAAGUAUGUGAGAUCUGUGGAACCAUUUUUAACCAAGGAGCAGUUGAGCAGUACCCAAGCCAAGGUAAGCGAUUUCACUAAGCCCGGGGGAAGUGGUGAAGUAUUACAACAGCGUUUAGUUGAAUUUUCAGAAGGCAAAGAUAACUGGCUUGCUGAAUGGUGGGAUGAUUAUGCAUACAUGUCUUACAGGGACCCAGUUGUGCCGUACGUGUCGUACUUUUUCUCGCACAAAGACAUCAAUAAUGCUAUUGGAAAGGACCAAUUGUUGAAAGCAUCUUUGAUUGCAUACUACACUCUUGAGUUCAUGGAACAGGUGCAAAACGAAACUUUGGAGCCUGAAAUCAUCAAGGGUAAUCCAUUCUGUAUGAAUGCCUUCAAAUACAUGUUUAACAACUCGAGGGUUCCAGCUGAGAAUUCUGAUAUCACCAAGAUAUACAACGGAUUAGAACACAGAUAUUUUACUAUUAUUAUCAAGAAUCACUUUUAUAAGGUUUACCACCACACUACAAGUGGCCAAAAGUUAAGCAAGGCUGACAUUUACAAGCAAUUGCAGUAUAUUUUCCAAGAUGCUACCAACAAGCCAAGAGGUUUACCUAUUGGUGCUUUGACUUCGCUUAACAGAGAUGAAUGGUUAAAUUCUUACAACAAUUUGACCAAGUCUCCAAUCAACAAUGCGUCUUUAGAGUCUAUCUUCGCUUCUUCAUUUGUUAUUUGCUUGGAUGAUAAUAACCCAAUUACUAUUGAAGAAAAAUCUAGAAACUGCUGGCACGGUGAUGGUCAAAAUAGAUUUUUUGACAAACCAUUAGAAUUCUUUGUUAGUAGCAACGGUAACUCCGGAUUUUUAGGUGAACACUCUAAAAUGGAUGCCACCCCAACCGUACAAUUAAAUAAUUUUGUUUACUCCCAAUUGACCAAAGAAAACCCAGCUGCUUUAUUAUCAGAAAUUGCUACCGAUACCAAACAAUUAUCUGAUUUACAAGUUGAAGCUACUCCAGAAGUUUUGCAAUUUGAUAUCAGUCCAGUCGUUAGAAAUGAAAUUAGUCAGGCUAUUGUCAAAUUCAAUGAAACUAUUUCUUCUCUUGAUCAAGAAACAUUCCAAUACUUUGGUUACGGUAAGAAUUUAAUUAAGCAAUUUAAGGUUUCCCCAGAUGCUUACGUUCAGAUGUUAAUGCAAUUAGCUUACUUCAAGAUGACUGGCAAGCUCAGACCAACUUACGAAUCCGCUGCUACCAGAAAAUACUUAAAAGGAAGAACAGAAACUGGUAGACCAGUUUCUGUUGAAUCGGCUGCUUUUGUUAAAACAUGGACUGAUAACAAUGCUACUGUUGAAGACAAAGUUGCCACCUUCCAAGCUGCUUGUAAGCAACACAUCAAGUUCUUAGGUGAUGCUUCUGAUGGUAAAGGUGUUGAUCGUCACUUAUUUGGGUUAAAGCAAAUGUUGAAGCCUAAUGAGCCUGUUCCAGAAAUCUUCUCUGACGAGAUCUUCAGUUAUUCUUCUUCGUGGUACCUUUCUACUUCUCAAAUUCCUUCUGAAUAUUUCCAAAGUUGGGGUUUCUCUCAAGUCAUGGAUGAUGGUUUUGGAUUAGCGUACUUAAUUAACAAAGAUUGGAUAAAUGUUCACAUUUCAUGCAGAAAGGGUAACGGCUUGAGAUCUGAUGUCAUGAAGUGGUACUUAGUUGAAUCUGCUAACGAAAUGAAGCAAAUCUUAAGUAGUACUUUAGCUCCAAAAGCAAAAUUGUGA
Debaryomyces fabryi is the source of this 1851-nucleotide messenger RNA. RefSeq names its product carnitine O-acetyltransferase (gene CAT2). Gene Ontology annotation, biological process: carnitine metabolic process. The record is from RefSeq and is a predicted model, not a curated record. The transcript has a single exon. Gene Ontology annotation, cellular component: peroxisome; mitochondrion. NCBI's taxonomy places the organism in Eukaryota, Fungi, Ascomycota, Pichiomycetes, Serinales, Debaryomycetaceae. The coding region runs from base 1 to 1851 and encodes 616 amino acids. Gene Ontology annotation, molecular function: carnitine O-acetyltransferase activity.